This is a messenger RNA of Fukomys damarensis (Damara mole-rat), 4745 nucleotides long. It is a transcript of the gene Tbc1d21, whose product is annotated as TBC1 domain family member 21. Gene Ontology annotation, biological process: activation of GTPase activity. The coding region runs from base 2661 to 3671 and encodes 336 amino acids. The record is from RefSeq and is a predicted model, not a curated record. The transcript is spliced from 13 exons. NCBI's taxonomy places the organism in Eukaryota, Metazoa, Chordata, Mammalia, Rodentia, Bathyergidae. Gene Ontology annotation, molecular function: GTPase activator activity.
UCACAAGCAGGGUUGCGGUGCUUCUCUGUCUCCCCACCCCCACCCUUGUCAUCCCACACUCCAUUUCCUGACUGACUACCUCAAAAUCUGGACAGAAGGCAGAGACAACUCCCACUCUGCAUAGAACUAUAGGAGCCCAGAUCCGGCACCACCGCUAAUAGGACAGAGGAGUCCCAACACAUAGACAUAUGAUACAGAUGGCUGACUGUGGCAGAGCUGGGAAGAUUCUUGGCUCCCAAGUACCAGCUGGGCAAUCCCAGGCAGGGAGGAGUCUCAUUGUGUGGGGGACAGCAAAUGGCAUAACAAUGCCUGCCGCCAGGAGCAGCAGUCUCGGUGUCAACCCACUCCAUGGUUGGCGGGUGUCGCCAAGGAAGACACGACUCACGCAGACACUGGAUGGAACAAGGCUGAACUCAGAAAAGAGGCAGAACAAGGCACCUUUGUGGGCUCCCCUCCUUGCUCAUCAGCAGAGCCCCCUUGGUGAGUGCACGUGAGGAAAGAUGGGCUCCCUCCCAGGACUUGGCUAAUGCAAACACCAAGAAUGAUCUCUUUAAACCUGGGAGCCCUGUGCCCUGAAGAAUCUCUAUACAGAAAUUUAAAGCAGGAAGCUGUAUUCCCACGAGAGCGGGAGAACUGCACAAAUGAAGUCGUGCAUGGGCCUCUAAAGUCCUUCAGCCAUUAUGUACAGAAAUGGAUGUGCUAAGGACCAUUUAGCCCAAGAAAAAGACGACACGUAUAAAUCCCGCUCACAAAUUUGGAAAAGAAGAGGGGACGAGGAGAGACCAAGUUGCUUUUUGCUUGGACACAGGGUUCUGCAAUUCUGUUUUGCAGUUGAGGCCUCUGGAACCUGAGCUUACUGGCUAAUUAGGAGAGAGUUAUGACCUACAAUUUGAACACGGGCAGCCAGAGGUCAGAGGGACUUCAGUAGGUGAUCUACCUCUACCGCAUCCACAUUCAUUUUAGAUUUCUCCAGCUCCCCGCUUGGUCUUCCCAGGGAAACUUGCAGUUCCUUCCCCGUGUCUCCAUCGCUAAUGUGGAGGAACAGAGGCAUCUGUCGCCCCUAAGGGUAACACCCCCACCGCAUCUUCUGCCCCCGCAUUUGCUUUGGGAACUUCCACAGACCUUUGAAAAAGGGCUUCGUGAUGUGCAAAGCAUCCUCCCUCCUUUCUAGUCCACCCUUCCCUACUCCACACUGCCCAUCUCCUGCUCUGUAAAGACCCAGGGGCAGCAGGUGGCACCCAGAGGCACCUAGCACCACCUGCCUAUAUAGGUGGGUGGUGGAGGGGAAGCAGAUUGAAAGGUGCUGGAUAUAAAAGCCCCGUGCCCAGUGCAGGACAGCAGAACUGUCCCAGUGCACAAGACAACAAAUCGCAUCCACCCAGGACCUCCACAGUGAUGCUGAUUCACUGCGUUAACGAGACAUGAGCCAGAAGUUGACUGUACUCUGAUUUCACGGCUGGGGAAUCUGUGGCUCAGAAUGGCGGGGGCAUCUAAAUUUGAGGUCACAGUCCAAAUUCCACCUGGGCGCUCCUGAUUCACAUUUGAUUCGUCUCAUUGUUAUCAUCUGCUAAUGACUAAGGAUGCUUUCAAGCCAGUUGGAUCCUGAGUAACAAUUCAAGCAAUGCCUAAGGUGGAGAAUGGUGACGCUGGACCCCAGAGGAGCCAGCUUCCUGGAUCCACUCAGCUAACAUGGCUGCAGGGCACGGUGGUACAGUGUGUAAUCCCGGCACUUAGGAGGCCAAGGCAGGAGGAUCGCCAUGAAUUUGAGGCCAGCCUACACUACAUAUCGAGGCCCUGUGUUCAAAAAACAAGACAGACAGCAGCAGGACUGGCAUUGGAAGGGGAAUGCACAGGAACUUAGGGUAAGAGGGGAAAUGGGACAUGGAGAAAUCUUCAUAACUCAUAGUGGGAAGUGAGAUGCCCUUCCGGAGAGCAUCACUUAUUCUCAUUCCGUGAAAUCAUUCAUUCAGUUGGUACCCAGACCAACAGUUUUUAAGUUAGCCAAGACUUGGGCACUGUCUUAAGUGCUUUGGACAUGGAGAUAAAUGAAACAAAGUUAGUCUCUACCUCCAGAAACUACCCUCCAAAUACUAAAUCUGAGGCACUUUGGGAAAUUCAUAAAUGUGAAUCUAUUCCCAACCCUCCCCCAGCAGAAUGAUAUUGUCUUCGAAAGUAGCCCCCAAACAUCAGGAGCCCAGCUUCUAUUCCUUCUCCAGGUUGAAGUCCUUCGGUAUUGGUCUGGUGAAAUGGGAAACUGAGGGAGUCCAAGGAAGAUUCGGAGUCAAGGAGAAAGGCCUCACACCCGCCCCCACCAGGCAACCCACCCGGAUCCCCACGUGGUCCGAAUCCAGGCCCCACUGCAGAUCCCAACAUACACAGACAUUUUCCUGGCUGGCCAGUGCGUUCCGUCCCUUGGCCCCCGUCUCUCUCCUCCGAACGUGACUCCAUGUUCCAAGGUCAUUGUGAUGCAGAUUCCAGGGCCCUUGUGACACGCAGCUGCCCACCCUGCUCAAGCCCGAGACGUCCAUCUGGAGAGGCCUGUUCCCUCUGGGGAAUGCAAGUCCUCUCCUGAAGGCAGCUCACCUCCCCCUGCUCAUUUCACCUCCAAGCAAGUUCCGAGUUCCGGUCAGGGGCUGCCGUGAAGAUAGCCCACGAGGGCCAUGACCACCCUCUCUCCUGAGAACAGCCUCUCGGCCAGGCAGUCUGCCUCCUUCAUCCUGGCGAAAAGAAAACCACCCAUUGACAAGACAGAAUGGAAUAGCUUCUUUGACGAGAAUGGUUACUUGGCCAAGUCCCGGGACUUCAUUUGUGUUAACAUCCUAGAGAGGGGCUUGCAUCCUGGAGUGAGGACGGAAGCCUGGAAGUUCCUCACUGGCUACUACUCAUGGCAGAGUUCCCAGGACGAGCGGCUCAUGGCGGACAGCAUGAGGAGGAAAAACUAUGAGGCCUUGUGCCAAAUGUAUGAGAAAAUUCAGCCCCUUCUGGAGAACUUGCACUGGAACUUCGCUGAGAUUCAGAACAACAUUGCAUGUGACAUCCAGAAGCUUUAUGACAAAGACCCACUGGGAAACGUCCUAGUGGACAAGAGGAGGCUGGAGAAGACCCUGCUGUUGAGCUACGUAUGUAACACCCAGGCAGAGUACCAGCAGGGCUUCCACGAGAUGGUGAUGCUCUUCCAGCUCAUGGCGGAGCACGACCACGAGAUCUUCUGGCUCUUCCAGUUCUUCCUGCAGAAAACAGAGAACAGCUGUGUCAUCACCAUCGGGGUGGCCAAGAACCUGGACAUGCUCAGCCGCCUCAUCAGCCUCCUGGACCCCCCAUUUUCUGAGCACCUGAAAGGGAAGGGUGCAGGGGCAGUGCAGGCUCUCUUCCCUUGGUUCUGCCUCUGCUUCCAGCAUGCCUUCAAAUCCUUCGAUGAUGUCUGGCGCCUCUGGGAGGUCCUGCUGACUGGGAAGCCCUGCCGGAACCUGCAGGUGCUGGUGGCCUAUAGCAUGCUGCAGAUGGUGCGUGAGCAGGCGCUGCUAGAGGGCAUGAGCGGCGACACCAUCCUCCUGGCCUGCAACAACCUCAUUGAUCUUGAUGCAGAUGAACUGAUCUCCACUGCCUGCAUGGUUUAUGCUGAGCUCAUCCAAAAGGAUGUUCCCCAGCCAUUGAAAGAUUUCUUUCUCUGAAGACACCAAUGCCCAUGAUGAACAGAUGCCCUGCACAGACAGGGUGACCUUGAAUGACAAGGUCAUGAGCAAGUAGAAUGGAGUGAGGACGAGGGUGCUGGUAAUACAGCCACCCUACACACAGCCUGUGGAGUGAUGGUGUCUCUCUCUCUCUCUCUCUCUCUCUCUCUCUUUUUGGUACCGGGGAUUGAACUCGGGUCCUUGCGCUUGCAAGGCAGGCCACUGAACUGCUGAGCUAAAUCCCCGGCCCCGGUUUAAUCUCUCUUUUGACCUGGAGGUGUAGGAGGGCUGAGAGGGGCCUGUUGGCGAGUUGCCCACUGUGCACCCAGAGAGGGCACAGGAUGAGCAAGUCUCUUGAUGGAGCAUUUUCCAAAGCAGCAGUAUGGGAGAUCUGAGUGAAUCCUAAGGGUAGCACUGACCUUGAGAUCCCUCCUGCUACACCUAGAAGACAAUACUAAACGCAUCUCAGAAGGAUUAGUCUACACUAGGACUCUAGUCGGUAGAGAAGGCUCCCCCAGGCCUUGCCUGCCCUGAUUCUCAAUCAUACAACUAAGUCCUUUUCAGGCCAGGGAUUUAGCUCAGUGGUUCUGCUGCCCGCCUUGCAAGCACAAUGACCCAAGUUCAAUCCCCCAUAUUAAGAAAAAAAAACCCACAAAUCUUAGAAUUUCCACAAGUAAAUCCUUUUGCUGCUCUCUGUGGAAGGACCAGCCCAGUCUCUGACCAGUAGGCAGGUCCCUCAUAAUUUCACCUUCAUGCCUCAGCCUGCAAGGGUCUCCUGAAGGGUCUGCCUGUGCUUUUCAGCCUCACCCUCCUUUCUCCCAGGAAUGUUGUGGGCUCUUGCCCAGGCAGUGAGCUCCAUGCCCAUCCUGCCCGUGUUUGGGGAGCCCAAGACAUGAGCAUUGGCCAGCAGCAUUUUGGCUGGCUGGGUCUGUCUGUCUGUCUCUCUCUCUCACACACACACAGCCCUGCCCAUUGGCUACACCUUUUCAGGAGGACAGAUGGCUGGGAAGAAGUCUUGGGCCUUGUGAUAAUCUCCCAUCCAUGGUGGCCUCUGAGUCUCUCUGUUGCUGUCUU